Messenger RNA from Mesocricetus auratus (golden hamster), 4427 nucleotides. Its product is annotated as zinc finger protein 60-like. The record is from RefSeq and is a predicted model, not a curated record. Gene Ontology annotation, molecular function: DNA-binding transcription factor activity, RNA polymerase II-specific; RNA polymerase II transcription regulatory region sequence-specific DNA binding. The coding region runs from base 372 to 2657 and encodes 761 amino acids. NCBI's taxonomy places the organism in Eukaryota, Metazoa, Chordata, Mammalia, Rodentia, Cricetidae. The transcript is spliced from 5 exons. Gene Ontology annotation, biological process: regulation of transcription by RNA polymerase II. Gene Ontology annotation, cellular component: nucleus.
GUGUGGGGACCGUGGUGUGCGCGCGGGUGUGACUGCGAGUGUGCGCGCGUGUGUGUGACUGUAUGUUGGUGUGCUUGAGGGUGGUAUGCGCGCGCUCUCGUGCACAUCUCGAGCUCUCUGGUGCCGGUGUCCCCGCGCUCGUCGCUCUCCGCUCCCGCUUCCUCGCCGUCACGGGGCUGAAGCAGGGGACCAGGCUUCAGGAGCGAGAGCUCAGGGACGGAGUCUGGGGGAAGCUUUCCCUGAGCUCCACACUUGAGCUCGGGCCGAGCACUGGAGGCCGCCAGCGCCCCCAGGGUCGCCCAGGAGGGCGGCUACUUGUUGCGUCCGUAACUUUCUCAGAGCUGUGGGCACCGGGAGGACCCUGAAGAAGAAUGGCCAGCUCUGGUUCUCAAGACAUGGUCUGUGGCUCAGUGACAUUUGGGGAUGUGGCUGUUGACUUCUCUCAGGAGGAGUGGGCCUGCCUGGAUGCUACUCAGAGGGUCUUCUACAGGGACAUGAUGUUGGAGACCUACAGCAACCUGGUCACAGUGGUGGGAAGUUCCAUCUCCAAACCCCACCUGAUCACCUUAUUAGAGCAGAAGAGAGAGCCCUGGAUGGUGGUGAAGGAAGAAACAGACAGCCCCAGCCCAGAUUUGGAGUCAGAUUAUGAGGUUCAAAAAAUAUCUGCAGACAAUCAUAAUAAGACUUUAUCCAAAAAGAGCAUAAAGCAUGUAAGUAAACCUUCUGACCUCCAGGGCUCCAGUGUUAGUGAUGGCCCCAACUCUAGUACAAACAAGGAACUACAAAGUUGUCAAGAAGGAAAUGAUGACCAAAAUAUUACUAACAAGGAAAAACUGCCUACUUACACCUGCCAGACUCUGACUCACAGUAUAGAAAAAGCAUAUGAAUGUAAAGAGUGUGGGAAGCAUUUUGAUUGUAGUUCAACUCUUAUUCGGCAUCAGAGUAUUCAUACUGGAGAGAAACCCCAUGAAUGUAAGCAAUGUGGGAAAGCCUUUAGACUCCACCAACAACUUACAAGACAUCAGAAGUCUCACAGUGGUGAGAGACCUUUUGAAUGCAAGGAAUGUGGGAAGUCUUUCAAACACGAAUCCAACCUUGUUCAACAUAGGAUCAUUCAUUCUGGUGUGAAACCAUAUGAAUGUAGUGAGUAUGGAAAAGCCUCUAAUUGUCAGUCAGACCUCAUGGAACAGCAGAAAAUUCAUUCUGGUGAGAAACCCUUUCAGUGUAAGGAAUGUGGGAAGGCCUUCACUGUUCUAACACAGCUCAUCACUCGGACCCGGAACAUUGAUACUGGAGAGAAAUCCUUUCAAUGUAAGCAGUGUGGCAAGAUACUCAAUAGUGGCUCAUACUUUGUGCAACAUCAGAAUGUUCAUGCAGGUGAGAAAACCUUUGAGUGUAAUGUAUGUGAGAAGGCUUUUAGGCUUCAGGUAUUCCUUUCUGAGCAUAAGAAAACUCACACUGUUGAGAAACCUUUCAAGUGUAAGCUGUGUGGGUCAGCCUUCAGACGUAAGUACCACCUUACCGAACAUCAGAGCAUUCAUACUGAUGAGAAACCCUAUCAGUGCAAGGAAUGUGGCAAAUACUUUCGUCGACGUUCAAAUUUUACUGUGCAUCAGAGUAUCCACACUAAUGUGAAACCUUUCAAGUGUAAACUCUGUGGGUCAGCUUUCAGACUUCAGUCUCUCCUUACUCAACACCAACGAAUCCAUACUGAUGAAAGACCAUAUCACUGCAAUGAAUGUGGGAAAAACUUCCGUCGACGUUCAAAUUUUACUGAGCAUCAGAGUAUUCACUCUGGAAAGAAACCCUUCGGUUGUAAGGAAUGUGGGAAAGCCUUUAGACUUAAUAUACAUCUCAUUCGCCACCAGAGAUUUCAUAGUGGCGUGAGAUCUUUUGAAUGUACAGAGUGUGGAGAGGCCUUUCGUCUUCGUGCCCAUCUAAAGAGCCAUAAAAUAAUUCAUUCAAGUGAAAAACUGUUUGAAUGCAAGGAGUGUGGGAAGUCCUUCAAGCGAGUCUCCACCCUUGUUCAACAUAGGAAUAUUCAUGUUGGUGUGAAACCAUUUGAAUGUAAUGAGUGUGGGAAAACCUUUAAUCGGCGCUCAAACCUCACGCAACAUCAGAAAAUUCAUUCUGGCGAGAGACCCUUUCAGUGUAAGGAAUGUGGGAAGGCCUUCACUGUUCUGGCACAGCUCACUCGGCACCAGAACAUUCAUACCGGAAAGAAAUCAUUUGAAUGUGAGCAGUGUGGCUCAGCCUUCAGACUUCAUUACCAACUUACUCAGCAUCAAAAAAUUCAUACUGAUAUCAAACCCUAUCAGUGCAAGGUAUGUGGGAAAGGCUUUGUUCGUGGUACAGGCCUUAGAAUUCAUGAGAAAACCCAUACCGGUGAGAAGCCCUUUCUGUGUAAGGAAUGUGGGAAGUCCUUCCGAAUUCAAUCUGAACUUACUCAACAUCAGAGAAUUCAUACCGAUGUGAAACCCUAUCAGUGCAAGCAGUGUGGAAAGGGCUUUGUUCGUGGUAGAGGACUUCGAAUUCAUGAGAGGAUCCACACUGGUGAGAAGCCCUUUCAAUGUAAGGAAUGUGGGGAAACCUUUCGAUAUCAUUACCAAUUUCUUGGCCAUCUUAGUAUUCAUACUGGCAAGAAUCCUUGCGAAUGAAAGAAUGUGGGGAGUACUUUACCCUGAAGAAUACCUUAAAGCACAUCAGAGAAUUCACACUGGUGAGGAACCUUACCAAUGUUAAAAAUGUGAAAAGGCCUUUAGUUGAAAAUCAAGCUUGGUUUGGCAUGCUUACGUUCAUGUUAGUAAAAGCCUUAUGGUAAAGAAUGCGGAAAGGCUUUAGCAUUAAUUCUAAGCUAGUUGUAUAUCAGAGAAUUCAUGCUGGUGAAAAAACCAUACUAAUGUAAGUAAUAUGGGGAAGUAUCUAUAUUUAGUUCCGUCUUCAUAGCACAGUGGAGAAAUCAUACUGGUGUGAAACCCUAGCACUGUAAAGUGGAUUUCAGUUGGAGCUCAGGCCUUCAACAUAAAGGAAUCCAUGCUGAUGUGAAACCCUGUGAAUGCAUCAAGAAAUGUGGAAGCAUUUGUAGAAUUAGUUCAGCUCUAAAACCUCAUCAGAGUCCAUAUAGAUCUGAAACCUCAUGAAAUAAAGAAUGGGAAAGCCUUUAUUAUAAAUGGCAAGCUUAUACUACAUCAGAAAAUACAUAAUCAGGAGUCCUAUGCAUGUAAAGAAUAUAAACAAUUCUUUGGAAGUUUUUCUGAACAUCAGAGUACUCAUACUGGCAAGACUGUAACUGAAGAGUACAUGGAAAGAACUUUAAUUUGCCCUAGAUUUAAAUGUCAAGAUCCUUGAUAUCAAGGAUCUUUUUGCAAAUGAGAAUGUGGGAGGUUUGUUUUUUAUAGGUGAUACUCUGUUGAGAAUGUGUGUGAAUGUCAGAAGUAAUGGAGUGGCUAUCAUGUUCUUGAUUUACUCUCAUCUUAAUUGUAUAAACAUAAUUCCUCAAACACUGCUCACCUGGGACAGUCAGCUUAGGGAGAGUUGUUAUUGGAACCAGGUUUAUCUGAGAUACCUUUCUUGUCACCACCAAUGUUCCCUGGCUCCUGUCUUAUUAGACUGAGUGUUUACUUUCUUUAUACAUAAUUUGUUAAUGGUGAGCACAGUACCAGCCAAAGUUGUGGGGAAAAGGGUCAUAAUAAAUAAUAAAAUUCUGGAAAGAAUAUUUGGCUCAUUCCCAUGUUCUGUAAAGUAGAUUUUAUAUUGUUCUCCAUUUUAUUGGCAUUACUGUAACUCAUAUGAAAGGCAAGUGUAUUGCAGAUAGUUUAGAAAAGCAUCAUGCAUUCAUCCACUGUUAAAUUUAAAGUCAUUCUGGAUAAAAUCUGGUGGAUGAAAAGGAACAUGAGAAGAUCUUUAUUGAGAAUCCAUUACUUAAAUAUUUGUGUGGAGAUGUUCAAAACAGCUGUUCAUGAAUAAGUACUUUUUAAAGGGGUUAAACCCAUAAAUGUUAAUGCCCUGUAAUUUAUGCUUUCUGCCCAGAUGUAAAGAUAAGCUAUACAUUUGUGACAAGGCAAGAAUUUGUCUUCUUGAUGGAGACUAUUGUGGAAAAUUACCCUAAUCUGUUCUCAGAGCCUGAGGUCAAGAUGUGCCUGCUAAUUUAUCUUGACUUGCAUUAAACUACCUGCUUGUACAAAUGUCCCCCUCCAUGUAAAUGUUUAUCUUGGCUUCUGUUAAUCUGCCUGAUUGGGCAAGAGCUCCCCAUUCAACUGCUGAGCAGGAAAACAGGAUGUGGUUUUUGCAUUAAAUUCUUGGAACUACACUAGUAGUCCCAGUCAACUGAAAUAGACUCAGUUAGCUAUAAACUGUGUCUGAGUGGGCUUUCCUGGUGGGCUCCCCAUAAAAAAAAAUUAAUAAAAACAGCCAAAUAGUCAACAACA